Molecule: messenger RNA, 465 nt
Organism: Cervus elaphus (red deer)
Lineage: Eukaryota; Metazoa; Chordata; Mammalia; Artiodactyla; Cervidae
Product: hemoglobin subunit beta-like
Biological process (GO): hydrogen peroxide catabolic process; oxygen transport
Cellular component (GO): hemoglobin complex; haptoglobin-hemoglobin complex; blood microparticle
Molecular function (GO): oxygen binding; organic acid binding; haptoglobin binding
Source: RefSeq, a predicted model, not a curated record
AUGGUGCAUCUAACUCUUGAGGAGAAGGCUAAUGUCAUUGCCUUGUGGGGCAAGAUAAUGUUGGAUGAAGUUGGUGCUGAAACGCUAGGCAGGCUGCUGGUUGUCUACCCCUGAACUAAGAUUCUUGAGCACUUUGGGGACUUGUCCUCUGCUGAUGCUGUUAUGAGGAACCCUAAGGUAAAGGCCCAUGGCAAGAAGGUGCUAGACUCCUUUACUGAAGGCAUGAGGCGACUCGACAACCUCAAGGACGUCUUUGCUAAGCUGAGUGAGCUGCACUGUGAGAAGCUGCGCGUGAAUCCUGAGAUGUUCAAGUGCCUGGGGAACAUACUGGUGAGUACACUGGCUCGAUGUUUUGGCAAAAGAUUCACCCCAGAGUUGCAGGCUGCCUAUCAGAAGGUGGUGGCUGGUGUGGCUGAUGCCCUCACCUACGAAUACCAUUUAGAUCCUGUCCUAUUUUCUUUUUAA